CUGUCAAAAAUCGUGGGCAGAAAAGCACAAACGCUGUACGGAACGUUCUGGGAAUUAAUGUUCGUCAGUUUGUAGCGGCUCCGGCAUAUUCAAAACAGUGCGUGAUUGCGUGAAUAUUUGGAUCAUUAAAUCGUCAUGGAAGACGGCAAAGAAGAGCACCAGUUCGUUGUGGACGAUGUGAGCAAGAUCAUCAAGGAAGCGAUCGAGACUACGAUCGGGGGGAAUGCAUAUCAGCAUGAUAAAGUCAACAAUUGGACCGGAUCGGUGGUGGAGAGCUGCCUUAGCGUGCUAACAAAGCUACAGAAGCCUUAUAAAUACAUAGUAACGUGCAUGAUAAUGCAAAAGAAUGGUGCUGGACUGCACACGGCAAGUUCUUGCUACUGGAACAACGAAACGGACGGUUCCUGCACGGUGCGCUGGGAAAACAAGACGAUGUACUGCAUCGUAUCGGUGUUUGGACUUUCGAUCUAAAAGCAAUGCA
Molecule: messenger RNA, 481 nt
Organism: Anopheles maculipalpis
Lineage: Eukaryota; Metazoa; Arthropoda; Insecta; Diptera; Culicidae
Gene: Dlc90F
Product: dynein light chain Tctex-type
Exons: 3
Coding region: 136-471 (111 amino acids)
Biological process (GO): microtubule-based movement
Cellular component (GO): cytoplasmic dynein complex; cytoplasm
Molecular function (GO): dynein intermediate chain binding
Source: RefSeq, a predicted model, not a curated record